Jaminaea rosea is the source of this 967-nucleotide messenger RNA. RefSeq lists its product as hypothetical. Gene Ontology annotation, cellular component: nucleolus; preribosome, small subunit precursor. The record is from RefSeq and is a predicted model, not a curated record. NCBI's taxonomy places the organism in Eukaryota, Fungi, Basidiomycota, Exobasidiomycetes, Microstromatales. The transcript is spliced from 4 exons. Bases 29 to 880 code for a protein of 283 amino acids. Gene Ontology annotation, biological process: maturation of SSU-rRNA from tricistronic rRNA transcript (SSU-rRNA, 5.8S rRNA, LSU-rRNA).
UACCACGUCCAUUCAUUCAACAAGGGCCAUGCCGAAGUCGAGGAUCGGCGAGGCUAGCACGUCGGCCAACACGCUCGACUCGAAGCCUGCUCCCAAGGCUCGCAGCGAUGGCAAGGGAGGCCAGAAGCCUCGCAAGGGCAAGGCGCCCUACCCUGUCAAGAAGCCAGCUGCGGAAGGCGAAGUAGGCGCCAGCAAGAUCAAAGCGGCCCUACGUCAGACCCGUCGAUUGCUAGCAAAACCCAACCUCGCACAGGACGUCCGUCAAGAAGCCCAACGGCGUCUCCUCUCCCUGCAGUCUGACCUGGCAAAACGAGAAUCAAGCCAAAAGGAGCGCAAGAAUGCCGAUCGAUACCACAAGGUUCGCUUCUUUGAGCGACAGAAGCUCGUACGCCAGAUCAAGAAGAUCAAGAAGGAUCGAAAGGGCAAGGGCGCCGAUGACGACGAUGAAGAGCUAAAGGAAAAGAGAGUGCUCCUCAACUAUGUGCUGAACUUUCCCCCAUCCCUCAAGUACGUCGCCCUCUUUCCCUCCUCGGGCGAGUCACCCCUCAUCAAGCCUGCCCAGCCUGCAGAAGAGACGGAUGUGUCGCGCCGAGCUAAGCAGGCGUACGAGCGGGCGAUGGAUGUGCGGAAGAAGAUCAUCGCGGCCAUGGAGCGUGGCGAGUUGAGCACGGAGCCGGAGGUCGAGCUGGACCGUAGGGCUGGAGACGAGGCGCCGGCUAAGAGAGCGCGCUUGGAUCUGGACAGUGACAGAAAGAAGAGCCAGAGUGGGCGUCAGGCGACCAAGAAAGCGAACAAGGCUGAAGAAGAAGAGGAGAAGAGCGACGCAGGAGGAGGAAUCGACGGCGACGACUUCUUCGCGAGCGACAGCGAUGGCGAGUGACGAGCGAAUAGCGUCUCUGCAUUCAGCACUAUGUAUUUGUAUCUUGGCCAACACUACCAUGCGAUCAUCAUCUACAUCAAUCUUGCG